AUGGCAAGAGCCAUUAAGUUGCGGGACAUCACCAGCGAAUUGAACGACUGCGUCUACACCAGUGGGAAAUAUCCAUUGCUGGUUGACACCACUGGCCAAGCAUGUCAGUUCCUGAAGUACCGUGGUCGCUACUUAUCGAUCCUCAAGAAGGGCGACUUCGAGAAAGAGACCCUUCGAAAAGCCUUGGUGCAGGCGCUUCACAAUGGGGCCUGGCUUGUCUUGGACUUCGACAAGCUAGAGUGUGACCUGCAGUCUUACUUUGACAAGGACUCUUUUCCAGAGAUGGUCUUGUCACCGCACGAGCUCUUCCUUGAGGAAAACUUCACGCCGCUUCUGCGCCCCACCGAUGAGUUUGCUGCAAAGGUCACCUACGAGCAUCAGGCUGCAUUAGCCGAGGGCGCAUUUCAGGAUAGGACAAAGUGCCAUGCUCCUGAAAGGGUUGCAGAUGUGAGCAAGAAAUUCGAUCCCAAAGAUUCUUUUCGCCUCGUGCUGGCGACAAAGCAGGAGGAGCCUCCUGCUUCCCUCAAAGAAAAGAUGGUGCUUCUAAAGGUGGACGUAUCAGAAAACGAAGUGAAGGAGAACGCUGGGCGCUGGGCGGGCCGGGAGCAGCCCAAGAAAGAGAAGUCCAAAGAGCAGGUCAAGAUGGACGAAGAACUGCUGGAAUUCGCCUUCGAUGGUGAGCUGCAGGAAGUUCAGACCCUGCUCGACAAGUCUGCAGACCCGAUGGCGAAGGACGGUCGGGGAAACACUGCACUCUCUGAAGCCGCCGUGCAAGGCCACAUUGAAGUGGUCAAGUGCCUGUUGGAUUGGAAGGCACCGAUUGGGAGCGAUCCAAAUGCUGCAGGAAACGAUGGCCGUACUGCUCUCCACAGGGCCUGCUUUCAAGGACACCAGGCUGUGGCCCAAGUGUUACUGGAGCACGGCAGUGACCCUCGCACGAAGGACCGUCACGGGGAGCUUCCCUAUGACAUGGCCAGCAACGACGAGACGCGAGCUGCACUGGAGGCUUGGGAUUCUGCAAAGACGGACUCUCUAAAGGAGGAAAGGGCCAAAGCGAUAGACGCUGAAGACGAAAAGAAUGUUCGCAACGAAGAGGAGCGCUUGCAGCUGGCCCGGCGGAAAAAAACAGCCAAGCUCUGUGAGCUCACUGAGCAAGGCGACAAGGAUGCGCUCGAGCUCGAGCUUUUGGAUCUUGACCGCAAAGAGAUCCCUGCUUACCGGGAUGAUCGAGGGAACAGCAUCCUGCACUUGGCGGCCACCCAUGGUCGCCAGGAAAUCGUGACACUGCUUUUCGACAGCUUUGGCUUUGGGGCAAACCCCCGUGACUCCAAAGGGUGGACACCAAUAGCAGUGGCUGCUUUUCACGGCCACAAGAAGAUCUGCCAGGUCCUCAUGGCCAGAAAAGCCGAUCCUUUGAUCGAGAAUGCCUACAGGAAAGAUGCCUUCGCCGUCGCCAAGGAUGAUGAGAUCAAAGAGACACUGAAAUGCGUGGACACGCCGUCUGAGGUUCCGAUCGCAGGGGCGAGCAGCAUCACUGGAGGCACCGAGAAUCCAGCUGAGGAGGCCCCAGACGAAGCGGAGCCCGCAAUAGCCAAGGCCAAAGCCAAGGGAAAGGCCGGCUCCAUCGUUGCUACUUCGGCCGGGGCUGGUUUGGGUUCGGCCACGUUGAUGGGUGCUUCCAUCUUCAUCUCACAAAAGAAGGUCAGAUCAGUCAUGUCAGUGAGUUGUGCAAGCUGUCCAGUUCGGCAUGCCAUUGCAAUCGGCAUGGAGCUACCGUUCGAUCCGCAGGGGGACGCCCCUGUCUUCAUCCUCGGGACCCGCCUCGAGGUCGAGUACCCGCUUAGGACUUUCCCUGGCUUGCAGCUGCCUGUCUUUGUCAGUUUUGGGCAGCGGGACCAGAGGGUCUUCAGACUUUCUGGAAAGUUUUGGGUACCUGUUGUGAGGCCUCGCUCUCCAGCGCCACAGUAUGGCGCCGAUGGCUUGGAUGGUAGCGGCACGGGUGCUGGCGCUAGGCGUUUCGUGGACUACCGCAUGGACCCGGCUCCCUCCUGGAAUGGAGAGUGGCCGGAACAGCAAUACCGGGAGUAUGUUAGGAAGCUCAAGUUGUGGUUGAUUGAGGCCCGCGAGCGCCUGCCGUCUGCUCUUAUCGGAAAACGCAUACUAGAUGCUAUUCCUUAUGGCAGCCGCCUCUCCAGUCUCGUUUCUCAUCUGUCGGUGGAAGAGAUCACCUCCGAUGGUGGAUGGGAGACCAUUGUGGCCUGCAUCGAGGAGGCCCAUGACUACUUGAAAGUGGCUAAGCUGGAGCAAGCAUUUAGCGAAGCAGUGUUUCGGGGACGCCGAAAACAUGGACAAUCCAUCUCCGCCUUCCUGACGGCGAAGAAGGCGAGCUUUGCCGAGUUGCGGAAGCAGGGAGGGUUCACAGCGGAUCAGCAGCAGCGCAUCAGGGUGCUAACUGAUGGAAGCAUCGAGUUCAAGAAGGUGGAAGGUGCGAUCCGGAAGAUCUUUGGAGAUGGGGUUGAUGAUGCAUCUGACCACCGUGGUCAGUCCUACUGGCUGGACGGGGCGGAUGAUGGAGAUGACUGGGGCUACCAGAAUGGCGAGCUCUACGACCAGGAUGGCGAGAUCUACUACCAGGAUGGCGAGAUCUACUACCAGGGUGAUGAGAUCUACUACCAGGACGCCGAGAACCCCCUCUUCCAGGACAUUCUUGAAUCCGGUGACGAUGGCGAGGUGUAUAUCUGUUUAGAUGAGCCAAUGCCUGCAAUGAUGGAGGAAGAUGAGGCUCUAAGCUACUGUGGCGAGUUGCUGAAUUAUGUCUUCGGAGAGACCUCAGACCGAUGGUUUCGGAAGGGAAAAGGCUUUGGUGUCUAUGGCACUGGUGUGGAACGCCCGGACGAGAUGCCAUCAGUGCAAGCAGCUGGGACACUGGAGCCGGGAAUGCCCGCAGAGACGUCGAGCCCCCAGUCCGGUGUCAACGAGGCCUGGCUCGAACACGCCACCUUCGGCAACCUCUUCUCGGCCAUCUACGAAUAUGUUCCGUUGCCGAAAUCGGGCAAGUUUUCCGAGGAGCUGAAUGAGCUCGACCGACCUGUGCACCUUCCGGAGUCGGAGCAAUACAUGGAGUCCUCCUUCCUCAGCUUUACGUUUGCUAGUACACAGGGGGAACCUCGGGGUUGUGCGUUGGUUGACACAGCUGCUCAGCAUGGGCUAGUUGGAGAGAGUACCCUCAUGAGUCAUGAUGCCCUUCUUCGUGAUCAGUACCAACUUAGGAUCCAAGUGACCAACGAGCCUGGGGGUACCGUUCGUGGAGUGUGUGGUUCUGAGCAGAUCACCAAGGUUGCGUAUGUUCCCCUCGGGAUUUCAGGGAAGUCAGGAGUGCUUCGUGUCCAAGUGGUUCCAGGUGAUGUUCCUUUCCUGAUUCCUGCGUAUCUGCUUUCGGAGCUGGGCGCAGUCAUAGACAUGCAUGCCUGCCUCAUUGCCUACACGAAUAUCGGUGCAGUUCAGAGCAUGACACGCAGAAGCACUGGACACGUCGAGAUUCACAUCUGUGAGUUUGGGAGCCGAACCCGGCACCGCCCUCUGGUUUUUCAAUCGAGCUCCUUGAUGGAGCGCGCCAAGCCUGUUCCAUGGCUCCUUCGCUGGCGACGCUUUGUGCUGCGCUGCUUCUAUGGGCUGUUCGUACAGGCACAAAUGGGCCUCGAGCAGAUUAUCACCCAACCUCAGCUGCGCAGGGCCAGGCGCUUGGCAGUGCAGCGCGAAAACCUCGAGCGACGAGCCCUGGAACUACAACGACAAGAACAGGCCCUGGUGGCGUCUACGGCAUCCUCGAGGACUCCCGUGCAGAAGAAGAUGAUGACGUACGAGGACUAUGCCGAGCAGCUUCGCCCCAUGGCCGAACACCGUGGACGGGCGAAGUACUUGACACCAGUCCUACGUGCCUCGCCCAUGUGCCCACACCAGGAGACGAAACAUGGUGCGAACUCGGACUGGGCCUGGGUGAAAUGUCUUCGGUGCCACCAGGUGGAGCAAAUACCAAAGCUUCCACUGAACCGGCUGCAGCACUGGAACGAGGUGCUGGUCUUCCAGAAGCCGGACUACGAGACGCCCAUGGAAAAGCAAAGUGCGAAGGAGACCAAGAAGGCAACGAAGGUGAUGGCGAAAAUGGCCAAUCCCUCUACUCCGGCGACGAGCUCUAUGAAGCCUUCUGCCCGGACAGUCCUGGUGGAACAGCAAGAACUCCUUGCGAUGGACAUCGGGACCCCGCGAUCGAAGCUGUCCGGCCUGUACCAGAGUGGAUCCGAGCAAAUGGAGGCCAGCGACCGCGAGCAGGACGAGAUGAACCUGUGGAGGAUGGAUGCAGCCUCAGCGCCGCAGGUGAGCCCGCCGGCACUGAUGCAAGGAAAACCGGGUGAUGUGGAUGUGCAGCGGCGGGAUCCAUGGAUGUCCAUGCCAGUGGCCGAACUACGCCGGCCGCCUGUCUUUGGCUGCAGGGGUCCGUCUGUGUGUGAUCUGCCAGAGGGGAGUGCUUCAGAGCACACACCACCGGGACCGGGAAGCCCUUCAGUGUCCACAAUGUGGGGACAUGACGCUGAUGAUGGAAUGGCCGGAGGUGCUGAGGAGCCAUUGCCAGAACGGUGGCUACAACCCGGCUCUUCUGCACCCAACUCCGUGACCUACGGGUACAAGUCACUUGGUUGGCUCGGGGAUGUGUCGAGUCAGCUGCCCGGUCUUUCAACAGUGCUUGGAAAUGUGGUAUCACCACACUCCAUGGUGUACACCUACCACGGUGAUCAUGUACCUGAUCACCCACCUGUGAGACUGAGGUACCCGUUGGGAACACGUGUGGUGGCUACCAGCCCUGAGCCUGGGAUCUGGAACCUGUUGCAUAUUGACAGGUCCGCCAGCUGUAGAUAUGACCUUGGCGGCGAGACGAAGGUGUUCGUGAUCCAGGAGUUCACAGACGAGUUCCUGGACUACGUGAAGGACCAGGACCUUGAUCCCAUUGAGGUGACCAUGGAUAGGCAUGUGAAAAAGAAGCUGGGUGAUUCUCUAGCCAGCUUGACUGGCAGUCUUGACCAGUACUUCGACCUUUGGGAGGAGACGACUUCCGGUGAAGAGCCCUCUUUUGGGACCUCCAUACCAGCAACCGUGGAAGUUGCACUACCAGGCACACCUGAUGAACCACCACCUGAGGUGCUACCACCACGACUGCCUGUGCAUGAGACUUCUCAGUUUGCAACAGGGAGCGGUCGACGACCAAAGCCACCGUACAACAUGAAGGACCUCGGUCUCCCCAGGAGCCCGAAUGACUCCACGCGGCUCCAGAGCGACCUCAUUCCCUACGAUUUCGAGCUUACCACUCUUUGUAGAGAUCUACAACAAUUCGGGUAUGGAGAUGAGGUCUGGCGGGAUCACUACGGCCAGGCCAUGUUGGUGACAAUGCACCCUCGCACCAGUUUGGUGCCUCUUGUUGGACCUGGCAACCGACACUUGCGAUGGUCGGCGGUGAUGACCAAUCCUGGUGAGUGGAGAUGGUUGGAACGAGGUGGCUCUGGCCCCCUCUGCCCAGGACUACGUGAUGGACUUGUACUUGUGAUUGUUUAUCGUUGGGCACCUCCUGCUCAAGCGGUCAGGAACCCGGAGAAGAAUGAGGUAACCACCUAUGUGUCGACCUUUGACCUCACGGACCGGGAGAAGCGAGGUGUGCUUCGGUGCCACGUGAAUCUGGGACACCCACAUGCCAAGGAGUUUGCUCGAUUGCUACGCGCUGCCGGUUCCCGACAGGAUGUGAUCCAGUACGUGUUGAGGGAGUUCGAGUGCCCUGGAUGUGUCCGUGAGAAGCGAGCUCCCACACGUUUACCUGCAGCUACGCCAAGGACGUACGACUUUAACGUCAUCAUAGGAGUAGACCUCCUGUUUCUCCACGGCCUGAACUCCAAGGCGGACCACCCAGUCCUAAACAUCACAUGUCUCGGUACAUUGUAUAGCACCUUCGGAUUGAUCGAUCCGCUGGCAAAGACAGCUGUCAAGGCUUGGGAAGGUUUUGCACGCCUUUGGUUGCGGACUUUUGGAGCCCCUCAGUACCUGAUGUUCGACGAGGGACGAGAGUUCACUGGAAGUGCGUUUCAAGAAGGGAUGGAACGACAUGGAAUCAUUCCUUUGGAGGUUUCUCGACAAGCUCCAUUCGCCAACGGCAUCGUGGAGCGCCGUGGCGGUUUGUUCAAGGAGGUGUACUACCGGACCAAGGAGCUAACUCCUCCAAGAAAUCUUCCAGAGCUGGAGGCCUUGAUCUUCGAGGCCAGUUGGGCUUUGCAAACAUUGGUGAACCGGAGUGGGUUUUCCCCUGCACAGAGGGUGCUGGGCCGCCAGCCCACUUUGGCAUUGGACACCCUUGCUGAUCAGCGAGAAUAUCAUUUGAGCACGACCCAGGAUGAGGCCUGGGAGAGGGCACACACGAUGCGAACCGCAGCCCGGGAAGCCCUCAUGGAGGUGGAUGCUCGUGCUCGGCUAGCAAGGGCACGACUGGCGAGACCUCGUCAGGAGAUCGCCAAGUUGCACUUUGAGAAGGGUGAGCCUGUUGCAGUGUGGAGGCAAGGAAAGCGCGGGAACACCGCGAAAGUUGGGCCAUGCUUUGUGGUGCUCCAGGAAGGUCAAACAAUCUGGGUGACCAGACGUGGACAGUUGUGGCGUUGCCAUGUGGGACAGGUAUACAAGAUGGCAGAGAGUGAGAAGGCCGGAAUUGAAGCUAUACCUCUAGACCUUCUGGAGGCCAAAACCCGUCUGCGCUAUGACUCUGAGAAGAUGAGGUUCAGAACAUCAAAUUCGAAGGGACCGAUGUGGUGCGACGUCGUCCAGCGGGUGACGAUCGACAAUGACACCAAUGAGGAACCGAACUUACGAGUCCAGACCAACCCGAACGUGAUUCACUACAACCAGAAGAUGCGCGUUACAGAAUGGGGUGACAAGGGCAAGCACCCUGUCGACGGGGAGAUCUAUGGUAGCUUUGUUGGGUUAACCAAGAAAUCGGGGAAAGAACUCAACGAGCGCAACUUCGACCUCGAGGAACAGAAGAUCUUCAACGAGGCCAAGCGAGUCGAGAUCCAGAACCUCGAGGGCGGAGGUGCCAUUCGGAUCAUCGAGGACCGCGAUGAGGCAGACCGUUUGCGAGCUGAGUUUCCGGACCGCAUCAUGCCGUCCAGGUUCAUCCUCACCAGAAAACAGCAGGAGAUUGGUGAGCGAUGGAAAGCUAAAGCACGCUGGAUAUUGUUGGGGCAUCGUGACCCCGACGCUCUUGACUUAGAGCGUUUUGCCCCGACACCUGCCACACCAACUGUCUAUUUGACUCUGCAGGUCAUCAGCUCGUUAUGCUUCGAACUCUUCAUCAUGGACGUCACUUCGGCAUUUGGCCAAUCCGACCCCGAACAACGGCGACAAGGGCGACUCUUCGCUUCACUACCAAAGACAGGACUUCCUGACAAGCCAGCAUGGAGUCUGAUCGAGGUGUUGACUGCAGUGUACGGGCUUGUCAACGCACCAGCCUCCUGGAGACGGACAGUGAGGAAGUUUCUGUUGGGAUUGGGGUACCAUGAAUCGGUGUUCGAUCCAUGUUUGUUUUACCUCCCGUUUGACCAAAAGGAGAUUGAUGAGUUGGGCGGCAUCGACAACGCCCGAGGGGGACCCAGGCAUGCCACCUUGAUGAGUCAACUUCGAGAACGCUUCAGGUUCGGGAAAUGGAGAAAAGUGUUUGGUGGCAGCGGUGAAUACCUUGGACGGACUAUCCGUCAGCUCCAGAACUUUGAGGUGAGGGUGGACAUGCGGCGAUAUGUGGAGGAGAAGCUCUCGCCCAUCCACCUGACACGUCAUCGCUUGAAAGACGGUGACGAUGCCAAGCUGAGUGAGAAGGAGAUCACUGCCUUGAGGGGUGCUGGAGGCUCUCUACUUUGGAUAGCCAAGGAAGCCCGACCAGAUGUUGCUGCAGCCAGCACCAUGACGAUGAGCUGGGGUGCAGAUGGUCCCACCAUCAAGGACAUCAAAGCAGCCAACAAGGUGAUCUCCGAGCUCAAGCGCACCCCGGACUACUUCCUGCGGAUCCUUCCAGUGAGUCUGAGCACCGGACUCUGGGUUUCGGUUUCCGAUGCUUCAGUGGCCAACGACCACGUGCGCAGCCAGGGUGGUUUCCUGGUGGGCUUUGCCGACGGCGAUAUUUUAAAGGGCGACCUCGUGAACUUCAGUAUCAACAGUUGGAGAAGUCACCGCCUCCGAAGGGUGGUAAAAGCUUCGUUGGGCUCAGAGGCCUUGGCAAUGGACGAUGGAUUGGCUGAGCUGGAAUGGGUGAAAGCCAUGUUCGCUGAACUGGUGGUUCCAGGCUCGACAAUCAGUGAUGGCAGUCGUUAUGGGCCAGACGAAUCGAUUGCUGUCGUCCGCCAAGUUGACCCCUCCGAGGAAUCCAUUCUGGUGACCGACGCCCGCGCUUUGUACGACUUGUUCCACCGCCGCAGCGGUGCAGCUGGUUUGUGUCGCCGAGCCCAGAUCGAUGUGAGUGUUCUUGCCGAAUCUGCACGUGUUCUCAAAGCCACUGUACAUUGGCUGCCUGGAAACUUUAUGGUUUCAGAUUGUUUGACCAAGCGGCUUGGAAACUCUGCGCUGAUGCGCAAAGUCAUGCUGCAUGGCAAAUAUGCCAUCAAAGAGUUCGGACUGCAGAAGCUAGCUCAGCUGACUGAUUGCGUUUCUGACCUGAAUUCUCCCCCUGAUGGAUGUGAAACUGUUAGCAAUAAGCUCAGGUCAGAUCAGUCAUGUCAGUGA
This is a messenger RNA of Symbiodinium necroappetens, 8802 nucleotides long. Lineage: Eukaryota; Dinophyceae; Suessiales; Symbiodiniaceae. The record is from the annotation of a GenBank genome assembly.